Molecule: messenger RNA, 1701 nt
Organism: Gossypium raimondii (Peruvian cotton)
Lineage: Eukaryota; Viridiplantae; Streptophyta; Magnoliopsida; Malvales; Malvaceae
Product: phosphatidylinositol:ceramide inositolphosphotransferase 1
Exons: 12
Coding region: 465-1409 (314 amino acids)
Biological process (GO): ceramide biosynthetic process
Cellular component (GO): trans-Golgi network; endoplasmic reticulum membrane; Golgi membrane
Molecular function (GO): inositol phosphoceramide synthase activity; ceramide cholinephosphotransferase activity; sphingomyelin synthase activity
Source: RefSeq, a predicted model, not a curated record
UUCUCUACUAGGAAAAAAAAAAAAAAAAACCCAAAAAGAAGAUACACAGGGAUAAAUCCAGCGAAACUGUUUCGCAAAGUUUUUUUUUUCAGAGAAAAGUUUCCUUCAUAUUUAUAUCGAAGUUGAAGAAGCCUUAAUUCAACACUUUAUUCCCUCGUUCAUUUUCUUUGUCUUCCUUAUUUGUCGAUCUCGAUCGAGGGAUCGCGUUGUCUUUGAUGAUCGCUUGAAGAAUCGAUAAGAGGGGCGUCGAUUUUCAGUUAAUUAUUGGUGGAAGGAAAUAGAAGCUUAAAUAAAUUUCGCCCACUUAAGUUUUUUUCUUUUUUGGCGGCGGUUAACUUGUUAAGGUUUUGGGUAAAAGGGGAUUUUUCUUUUCAAAAGAUCGAGUUGUUUUUAGUUUUAAUGAUGUUAGCCUUAACUGCUGGGUUUUGAAGUGCUAUGGACCUUGUUGUUACACCGCAAUAAAGAUGACGCUUUACAUUGGUCGCGAAGCUUCAAAGUUAUGGAAGAGAAUUUGUUCAGAGACAACUACAGAGAUCAACCUUCUUCUUGAUAACUGGAAAUACCUUCUUGCUGGUCUCAUCUUUCAGUAUAUUCAUGGUCUAGCUGCUCGAGGAGUUCAUUACCUUCAUAGGCCAGGGCCAACACUUCAGGAUCUUGGGUUCUAUAUUCUUCCAGAGCUUGGGCAAGAUAAAGCCUACAUCAGUGAGACUGUGUUCACCUUUGUCUUUUUAUCAUUUUUAUUGUGGACUUUCCAUCCAUUCAUCUUCAAGAGUAAAAAGAUCUACACUGUUCUUGUUUGGUGCAGGGUGCUAGCAUUUCUAGUUGCUUCUCAGAUUCUCCGAAUCAUCACAUUCUAUUCUACUCAGCUUCCUGGACCAAAUUAUCAUUGCCGAGAGGGUUCUAAGCUUGCCAGAUUGCCAAAACCAGAGAGUGUGUUGGAAGUCCUCUUAAUUAAUUUUCCUCGUGGUGUAAUAUAUGGUUGUGGUGACUUGAUUUUUUCAUCACACAUGAUCUUCACCCUGGUCUUUGUGCUCACCUAUCAAAAAUAUGGCACUCGAAGCUUCAUAAAGCACUUUGCUUGGUUGGUAGCUAUUGUUCAAAGUCUCUUGAUUGUGGCAUCCCGCAAACAUUACACGGUUGAUGUAGUUGUUGCAUGGUACACUGUUAAUUUAGUGGUAUUCUUCAUAGACAAGAAACUGCCAGAAUUGCCUGACAGAAGCAGUGGAAGCUUACCAAUGUUGCUACCAUUGAGCACCAAAGACAAGGAUAGUAAAACCAAAGAAGAGAACCACAAGCUCUUGAAUGGGAAUUCUGUAGAUCCUGCAGAUUGGAGGCCGAGAACUCAAGUAAAUGGCAAGAUUCAGGAAGAUGGAAAUGGAAUCCAUGAUACUGCAAUGAACGGAGCAUAGAUGAUGGAAAUUACAUGCUGUCACCGUAAUGGGGCUGCCUGCUUGAAUCCUUUAUGUUUCUUCCAAGGCUGGUAAAUUUGAAUUUGUAAUCAUAAGAAAACGAACCUUAGUGCAGGUGUAAAUUGUGCAGUCCUCCUAAAGUGUGUUUGUUAAAACCAUCAUCAGCAUCAACAUGUAUCAUGGAAUUUCCCUAUUCUCUCUAAACAAAUGUCGAAUUGGUGAAAUAUAAUUUGUUGGUCUCUGUCAAUGCCGAAGGCCAUUGAGAUAAGAAUGCUUUCAAUUGACUUGAAAA